Messenger RNA from Dinoponera quadriceps, 3336 nucleotides. RefSeq lists its product as uncharacterized. Bases 1 to 3336 code for a protein of 1111 amino acids. Gene Ontology annotation, cellular component: membrane. Gene Ontology annotation, molecular function: calcium channel activity; protein binding. The transcript is spliced from 13 exons. The record is from RefSeq and is a predicted model, not a curated record. Lineage: Eukaryota; Metazoa; Arthropoda; Insecta; Hymenoptera; Formicidae. Gene Ontology annotation, biological process: calcium ion import across plasma membrane.
AUGGGUGGUGUUUGCUCGUGCCGCCGCGGCCGCGGCAGCCAGCUCAACGCCGGCUCGAUCCUCGACCGGGUGAUCAGCCAGGCGAGCAACGAGGACCAGUGCUUGCUGUAUCGGCUGGCCAACUACAAGAAGGGCGGCGAAUUGAUAGAGGCGUACAACCAGGGCGGCCAGCCGGAGGUCGAGAAGCUCAUCCGUGAGCAAUUUGGCAUCCUGCUUUACGCGGAUGGCAAGGGCCAGACGAUCAAUCGCGCCGAGUACCUGCGCUGGAAGUUCCGCGACCUGGAGCAGGUCGUGCUGCCGAUCGAGGCCUCACUCUCGAGGUUCGAUCCGCUGGCCCAGUGGAACGACCACGAGGCCUGCUGGCAGAUGCAGUACAGGGGCUCGUUGGGCGAGACCCUGCUGCACGUGCUCAUCAUAUGCGACACGCUCAUGCACACCAGGAUAGCGCGCACCUUGCUCAAGUGCUUCCCACGGCUGGCCAUCGACGUGGUCGAGGGCGAGGAGUACCUCGGCGCGAGCGCCCUCCACCUGGCGAUCGCCUACAGCAACAACGAGCUCGUGCAGGACCUGGUCGAGGCGGGCGCGAUCAUCUCGCAGCGGGCUAUCGGCAGCUUCUUCCUGCCGAAGGACCAGCAGAGGAUGAAUCCGGCGAGGAACACCGAUUACGAGGGGCUCGCCUAUUUGGGGGAGUACCCGCUCGCGUGGGCCGCCUGCUGCACCAACGAGAGCGUCUACAACCUGCUGCUCGAUUCCGGUGCGGAUCCCGACGAGCAGGACACUUUCGGGAACAUGAUUUUGCACAUGGUCGUGGUGUGCGACAAAUUGGACAUGUUCGGCUAUGCUCUGCGACAUCCCAAGCUUCCCGCUCGCAACGGGAUCGCGAAUGCCGCAGGCCUGACCCCGUUGACACUCGCCUGCCAGCUGGGGCGUGCCGAGGUCUUCCGUGAGAUGCUGGAGCUGUCGGCGCGGGAGUUCUGGCGUUACAGUAAUAUCACCUGCUCGGCGUACCCUCUCAACGCCCUCGAUACGCUGCUCCCGGACGGCAGAACAAACUGGAACUCCGCGCUAUUUAUCAUUCUGAACGGUACGAAGGAGGAGCACUUGGACAUGCUGGACGGUGGUAUUAUUCAGCGAUUACUUGAGGAAAAAUGGAAGACCUUCGCGCGAUUGCAGUUCCUGAAGCGAUUGAUUAUCUUGGUGUUUCACCUGGCCUCGCUGUCCUUAGCCGUGUACUUCAGGCCCGCGGACAUGGACGCGGUGUUGCUGCACUGGCCCGAGGAGAUAACGGACGUCGUCCGUAUCGCGGCGGAGUGCAGCACCGUGCUGGGCGUGCUGAGUUACAUCCUGGUGCAACUGGGCGGCGAGAUGAUCAACAUCGGUCCGCUGUCCUUCCUGAAGCAACUGAGCCACGAACCGGCCAAGUUGAUAUUCGUGAUCAGCAAUCUGCUCAUUCUCGCGUGCAUUCCAUGUCGUAUCGUCGGCAAUCGGCACGCGGAGGAUGCGAUACUGGUGUUCGCCGUGCCGGGCUCGUGGUUUCUUCUCAUGUUUUUCGCCGGAGCUAUUCGGCUGACCGGUCCGUUCGUCACUAUGGUGUACUGCAUGAUAACGGGCGACAUGCUGACCUUCGGCAUCAUCUACAUGGUCGUGCUCUUCGGAUUUUCCCAAUCGUUUUAUUUCCUCUACAAGGGAUUCCCAGGCGUGAAGUCGACCCUUUACCAUUCCUAUCAUUCGACCUGGAUGGCGCUGUUUCAGAUAACCCUGGGCGAUUAUAACUACGCGGACCUGAGUAACACGACCUAUCCCAACUUGAGCAAGACGGUCUUCGCGAUCUUCAUGGUGCUCGUGCCGAUAUUGCUGCUCAACAUGUUGAUCGCCAUGAUGGGUAAUACGUAUGCGCACGUCAUCGAACAGAGCGAGAAGGAAUUCGUGAAGCAGUGGGCUAAAAUCGUGGUAUCUUUGGAACGCGCCGUGUCGCAGAAAGAUGCCCACAAUUAUCUGCAGGAAUACAGCAUCAAGCUGGGACCCGGCGACGACCCGAAUAAUCCCGCGUCGGAGCAGAGAGGCGUGCUGGUUAUUAAAAGCAAAUCGAAAACCAGAGCGAAGCAGCGCAAGGGCGCCGUAGCUAAUUGGAAGCGAGUCGGAAAAGUCACGAUAAACGAGUUGAGGAAACGGGGUAUGACCGGCGAGGAACUACGGCGUAUAAUGUGGGGCCGCGCGUCCUUCUCCACUCCUGUACGAGUCAGUCCCAAUGCUGGCCAGCCGCAAGUGUCGGCAGUUACUGCAGGUUUUGGUGAUGCGCUAACCGCAGCUUUGGACGUAAUGGCCUUUGCACAUGAUUUUGACUUAUCCACCGCGACGGAGAGCAUACCGACCAAUAUCGAGGCGAAGCAGACGAAAACGGCAGAGCCGAAAGCCGUUUCCAGGGAGCAGACGAGAACGACCCAGAAUAAUCCGGAGGCGGUGACGAGUAUUCAGCCGCAUAAACAAGCCGUCGUGGAGGAAACUAAGUUAUCAGGUUUCACGGAUCUAAUUGAUAAAUCCAUCGAUCCCGUGCGCGUGGAAGAGAACUUGAAGAACGCGAAUCAAACGAAAGCGCAGGAGGAAGUUGUCGAGGAUCCGUUUCUGGAGCUCGCUAUCGCCUCCGAGACUACGGAAGAUUACGAUACUUUAUUGAAAAUGGCCAAGUCCGCCUUGGCUAAUAGCGAGGCUUCAAUGAUAGCCACGACGGUCGACCCACAAAUUCUAGCACACUUCGCUAUGAUCGCCCCGCCGUCGGUCAUUGAGAAACCAGCCAUCGUUAAGAAACAAUACUUCGUCGAGUCCAGCGACAACGAUCUCGGUGGGGAUACUUUGCUCGGCACCGAGGCUCGCAUUCGGAGAAUAAAGUCGGCGAAUAACAGAUUCGUCAGCGCGUCGAAGCGAUCACACUGUGACGACGAAGACGAUAGUUCCUCGUCCGUCACUUCCAACGAUCAGAAUCAACAGCGGUAUCGACCGCUGCUGAAUGAUCCGGAAGAGAGCCUGACGAACCAUGUCGAGACCGAAGGACGAAGAACUUCCGUCGAAACAAUUAAGUCGGAGGUCAAGCAGAACGGUGGCGUUUCCAAGCCGCCGAAUAAAGUCCAGAAACGUCGACCGAAAACGGCCAAGAACAGGGUAUCGCCUAAGGAAAUAGAGGAGCCGGCGAGAAGAAAGGAAUCGAUUGAGCGGAAUAAGGCGGCUUCUUCUUCACCGCCGACGUCGCCCUCGGAUCCGCUCGAGCCAUGGAGCACGCGCGGCAUUACCGACAUGAACACGAUAUUGGCCUGGCGGGAGAAUGCGCCGGACAGUCCUUAA